Messenger RNA from Teleopsis dalmanni, 976 nucleotides. RefSeq lists its product as uncharacterized. Gene Ontology annotation, biological process: sensory perception of smell. The transcript has 3 exons. The record is from RefSeq and is a predicted model, not a curated record. The coding region runs from base 62 to 874 and encodes 270 amino acids. Lineage: Eukaryota; Metazoa; Arthropoda; Insecta; Diptera; Diopsidae. Gene Ontology annotation, molecular function: odorant binding.
ACAAAACAGUUUUGUUUUAAAAUUGAGAAGAUAAAGACACUUAAAGUGCGGAUUCUGUAAAAUGAAAAGUAUUUGUGUUAUUCUGUUGUUCUUUGGAAUUUUUGUGUUUAAAAUUAACUGUUUUGAACAAAACGACAGAGACACAGCCAUUCUACGUAAAUGCUUGAGCCGAGCCAGUGGCAACGUUGCAAAGGAAGAGCUGCUGAAGGUGGCACGUUACAAAAACUGGACAGAUGAGGAAAUACCUUGUUUCACACGUUGUAUAGCACAUGAAAGGAAUUGGUUUAAUAUUGAAGAGAAUAAGUGGAAUAAGGCACAAUUAGUUGAAGAACUUGGCGGUGAUAUGUAUAACUAUUGUCGCUUUGAGUUGGAUCGCAGGUACGAUGAUGCUUGUGAAUUUGCUUACAAAGGUCUUAAGUGCUUAAAGCUGGCUGAAGUACAAACACGUGAAACAUACACAACUUUACUAAACUGUGCCACUAAUUUGAAUGCUAGCAUGGAACAACUACAAAGAUAUGGAUAUUUCCCUGCUGUUGAGGAAAUUCCAUGUCUCUUUAAAUGUUUGGCUGAUAAAAUGAAUUUCUAUACACCAGCUUAUGAAUGGAAUUUUGAAAAUUGGAUAAAGGCUUUUGGUCCAGUCAAAUAUGAGCAACAAGAAGCCUUUGUAUGUAAGGCAUUGAAAGAAAAAAUUGAUAAAACAGAUACAUGCAGUUGGAUGUAUGAAGAGUAUUUAUGUAUAGAGAAUUUAAACUACAAUAUUGAUCCAGCUUCACGUACUGAAUCACCAUUAAAAAAUUUAGAUAUUGCAGCCAUAAACAAUAAUAACUUAGAUAAUACAGUCAACAAUGAAACUGACGACUCAUCCAAAAAAUGAGAGCUAAAUAAACGAAUUAGUAUUAAUAGCAAGUGUUUGAUAUACACAACAUUGCAUAUAUAAUAUAUAAGAUAAAAAUAAAAUUAAUAAAAAUUAACUGAA